This is a messenger RNA of Stegastes partitus (bicolor damselfish), 2395 nucleotides long. It is a transcript of the gene entpd3, whose product is annotated as ectonucleoside triphosphate diphosphohydrolase 3. The coding region runs from base 184 to 1686 and encodes 500 amino acids. NCBI's taxonomy places the organism in Eukaryota, Metazoa, Chordata, Actinopteri, Pomacentridae. Gene Ontology annotation, biological process: nucleoside diphosphate catabolic process. The record is from RefSeq and is a predicted model, not a curated record. Gene Ontology annotation, molecular function: ribonucleoside triphosphate phosphatase activity; GDP phosphatase activity; UDP phosphatase activity. The transcript has 10 exons. Gene Ontology annotation, cellular component: plasma membrane.
ACCACUCGUGUUCCUGUGGGCCAGUCACUCGUUAGAUCUCUUCAACUCGCACUACCCUCCUUCUCUCUCUCUCUCUCCCUUCCUUUGCUGCUUUCCCAUUUCCCACUCUGCUUCUUCAUCCCCUCUCUGCAGCUAUCUCACUCCCUCUGUAAACCAGGAUCUGCAAACCAGCUCGUCAAGGAAAUGGCUUCGAAAAAGAAAAUGGGCUACAAGUGUCGCAUAGCAGUUGUGCUGCUACUCCUGUUGGCCAGUAUUGCUGCCCUUGUUGCUGUUGCUGUCAUCCAGGACACCUGGAGCACUAAAGAGUACAGCUUAGAGUACGGCAUAGUGAUCGACUCGGGUUCAUCUCGUUCCAAUGUGUACCUGUAUGAAUGGCCAGGGGAGAAGUCAAAUGAAACAGGAAUAGUGACUGAAGUAAUGAACUGCAGAGUCUCUGGUAUUGCUAUCUCAGAGAUGAAAGUGGACCCACAGAAAGAUGCUGAAGCAUGGGAAGGAUUCAGAAGCUGCAUGGAUGAAGUCACCCAAAAAAUUCCUGUUCAAAAACACAAGAACACGGUUCUCUUUCUGGGAGCUACUGCUGGAAUGAGAUUGUUACAUGAGAAGGAUGAACAGAGGUCCAAUGAAAUCCUGGCGAGUCUCAAAGAAUACCUGAGUGCACUGCCCUUUAUUUUCCAAAAUGCUUCCAUCAUUACUGGUCAGGAAGAAGGGCUGUAUGGGUGGAUCACUGUCAACUACCUAAUGGGAAACUUCCUAGAAAAAAACCUAUGGAACAGAUAUGUACGUCCAGAAGGGGCAAAAACAGUGGGUUCCAUGGACCUUGGUGGAGCAUCAACACAGAUUGCUUUUUCGAUCCAGGAGGAUCUCAAGGGGCCUGACUACUUGCGUGUCAAACUAUAUGGUUACUCCUACAAUGUCUACACUCACAGCUUCCUCUGCUAUGGCAAAAAUGAAGCAGAGAAGAGGGUUCUCGACAAAGUAAUCCAGGAAUCAUCUGACCCAGGCAACAUAAUAAACCCCUGCUACCCUGAAGGUUUUAAUAUCACCUUGAAGGCCUCAUCCAUUUAUGACACAGAGUGCACAAAGAAACCACAAAACUACAACCCAGAUCAAGACUUAUUCUUCGUCGGAGUCGCCAACUCAGACGGCUGUGAAAGCAUUGUGAAGUCGAUAUUCGAUUUCAAGACUUGCUCCUCAUCACAGUGUUCCUUUGAUGGCGUCGAGCAGCCACCGGUCACUGGAGAUUUUAUGGCAUAUGCGGGAUUCUUCUACACUGCUAGGGCUCUGCUCAUGAAUGGCUCAACGGAUCUCGAUCAAUUCAACGCCUCAGUUAGAGACUUCUGCCACACACACUGGACAGUGUUGAAAGAACAAAAGUCAUGGAUUUCUGCCAGAUACCUCAGGACUUACUGUUAUGCAGCUCACUAUGUCCUCACUUUGCUGGCAGAUGGAUACAAGUUUGACGAAGACACCUGGAAAAACAUUUACUUCGAACGAGAGGUAAAGAAAACCAGCAUAGGCUGGAGUUUGGGCUACAUGCUGAGUAUGUCCAAUAUGAUCCCGUCUGAAGUGAAAAAUAUCACCCCCAUGACAGACCCCGUCUUUGCCGGCCUUAUCUUUCUAUUUUCAGCACUAACCAUUGUUACUGUCGUCAUAAUUUUCAUCUUCCUCGUUCGGAACUGCUACUGAGAGUGUAAGUUACAAAGGGGGUCAUCUGCCAUUGAAAGCCUUGGGGGCAGCUGAAACUCUGUAAGUAGCUGGAGAGCUACACCACCAUCUGCCAAGGCACUUGUACUGAAAGUUACUAAUCAGAAUGUCUUAGCUUGAGCCAUUAACUGCCCUAUUGUUGAGUCUUUGAGUUACCUUCAGAUUUGAGAUGGUAAACAGCAGCUGUAAAAAAAAAAAUAAAAAAAGUAUUACGAAGACAGUUCAUUUUGUACCUCAGGGAAGCUUGCCAAGAUUUGAGUAAUAUUUUUUAUUUUAUUUUUUGUAUUUAGUUAACUGUGAUCAACAAAAGGGUGACACAGUGGUUGCCUGAAUAGCAAACAAUGAUGAAAGAGCAGCCAUGAAACGCCCAUCUGCUUGUCUUUGUUGCACAUUGUGUAUUUUCAAUUUUUUUUUUCUAUCUCAAAAUGAGAUUCUAUAUGUGCAUUCACAUGAGUGCUCAGAUGGACCCUUAGGCAAGAGCAUGAGUUAUUUACUCACCUACUAACUGUGUUUUUCUUCUUGUAUUAUACUUGUAUUUGCACUGAAUGCAUCUGCAUACAAAAUGGUAGCAUUUUGCCACAAUGUAGUCUUUUAUAUUCUGUAUGAACUGUCUGGAAACCAUAGGUUCACAACAAUACUCCACAUUUAUUGAAUGAAAACCUCCCUAAUAAAUAAUGUAUUGAAUGUGCAA